CCUAAAAAUAGAAAAUCUUGUCCAAGCUAGAAUCUUCCACAAACUACCAUAAAUACCCAUUUCACCUCCCCUCCCAUUCCCAGACAAGCAAACCUUAAGAUCAACAAGCAUUCAAACACAAGCUUACCCACUGUUUUUCAAGAAUGUCUUUGAUUCCAAGCUUCUUCGGCAACAGGCGCAGCAACAACGUGUUCGACCCAUUCUCUCUCGACGUUUGGGACGCACUCAAGGACUUCCCCGUCUCAACACGGUCACCAGAAACCUCCGCCUUCGUCGACGCUCGGAUUGACUGGAGGGAAACGCCGGAAGCUCACGUGUUCAAAGCCGAUGUGCCGGGGCUUAAGAAAGAAGAAGUGAAAGUAGAGGUAGAAGAUGAUAGGGUGUUACAGAUAAGUGGAGAAAGGAACGUGGAGAAAGAAGAUAAGAACGAUACGUGGCACCGCCUUGAACGGAGCAGCGGCAAGUUUAUGAGGAGGUUCAGGUUGCCGGAAAAUGUUAAGAUGGAUCAAGUUAAGGCUUCAAUGGAAAAUGGGGUGCUUACUGUGACUGUUCCGAAAAUGGAAGUUAAAAAGCCUGAUGUCAAGGCUAUUGAUAUUUCUGGUUAAAAUAUGUUUAUUGUGUGUAUGUGUGGAGUUUCUGAACUUAAAACAAUAAAAUUUACUAUCUUAUUAUAA
This is a messenger RNA of Gossypium arboreum, 674 nucleotides long. RefSeq names its product 17.3 kDa class I heat shock protein-like. The record is from RefSeq and is a predicted model, not a curated record. Gene Ontology annotation, biological process: protein folding; protein complex oligomerization; response to hydrogen peroxide. NCBI's taxonomy places the organism in Eukaryota, Viridiplantae, Streptophyta, Magnoliopsida, Malvales, Malvaceae. The transcript has a single exon. Bases 144 to 605 code for a protein of 153 amino acids.